AUGAAGCGCACCUUCCCUGCAAUUCGUGCAUGCUUUAUGGUCGGGAUUGGUGGCGGCGUCCCAGGCAAGGUUGAUAUACGUUUGGGUGAUAUUGUGGUCGGAACGAGGGUGAUGCAGUUUGAUUUCGGAAAGGCCCGUCAAGAUGGAGAGCUCCAGCGAACGGCGAUCCCUAGUCGCCCCGAUCAGUGGCUUAUGACGGCUGUAUCUAGCAUCCGCUCGAAGCAUGAAUUCAACCCAAGUCGAGUGCCAUCCAUCCUACAGCAAAAGUUAGAGGGACGAGCCGGUUACGGUCGCCCAAGCACACCAGAUCGCCUAUUUGUUGCGACUUACAAUCAUUCAUCUCUUGGUAGCUGUGAUGAGUGCGAUCAGUCAAAGCUCAUUCCCCGAAGUAGACGGACUUCGGACCCAGUACGGAUUCAUUAUGGCGCGAUUGCCUCGGGAAAUCUGGUCAUGAAGGACAGCAUGGCCCGGGAUACCAUUGCUCGGCAGCUAGACGUCAUCUGCUUUGAGAUGGAAACUGCUGGUUUAAUGGAUACCUUCCCAUGCCUUCCGAUUCGAGGAAUAUGCGACUACUCGGAUUCGCACAAGAGCAAGGAAUGGCAGAGAUAUGCAGCAGCGACCGCAGCCGCAUACGCAAGGGAAUUGCUCGAGGAGUUACCUGUGACUGAAUCGCAUACGAAAAUUGUUUCCCAAGUUGAAACUCGUAAGAACGCAUACCAUACCGAGGAAAACUUUCUGUUGACUGCUGCUUACAUCCGACUCAUAGAUCAUUUUCCAUCUGACGACCGCCGGCAGCGCAUAUUAAAAUCACUCAAGUUCGAGCAAAUGGAUUCCCGGAAAACGAACAUCAAACCGGAACAAAAGAAAACGUGUCGCUGGCUUCUCCACCAUCCUUCCUACGGAGCAUGGCUAGAUCCCGCAAAGCUGACGCAACAUCAUGGCUUUUUGUGGAUCAGUGGUAAGCCCGGUGCUGGUAAGUCGACUAUCAUGAAGUUUGCCUACUUGAACAUGAAGAGCAAGGCCCGUCAGAAGCAUGCUAUCACUAUCUCGUUUUCUUCAACGCCCGAGCUGCUUAUUGGAUACCCCGAUCUUCAAGUUGUUCUAGAUGACACCGACCUAGUUCCAGAAGAUCAAGAUGUUUGCCCUUCAUUGAAUGUUCUCAAGGAGCUAUUUGCCAGUGCAGUCUGCGCCCUUGGUCAGCGCCCCCUUACCUGUUUCGUCGAUGCUCUUGACGAGUGUGACGAACAACAAGUUGUUGACUUGAUUCAAUACUUUGAAGACCUGGCAGAGCAAUCUACGGCUAAAGGUGUCACAUUCAGAGUCUGCUUUUCAAGUCGGCAUUAUCCCUAUAUCGUCAUCAAACAUGGUAUUCGACUUACACUUGAGGAUCAAUCAGGCCAUGAGGAAGACCUAGCAACUUAUGUCGCAAGUCGCCUCCGAGUGCAAAGCUCUGCCCUUGCCGAAAGGCUAAAGUCUGAGCUCCUGGGCAAAGCCGCUGGGGUAUUUAUGUGGGUUGUUCUGGUUGUUGACAUCCUUAACAAGGAGUAUCGAAAGGGCGGAAUGGCCAUGAGAACCAGACUUGCAGAAAUACCCAGUGAUCUGAGUGAAUUGUUUAAAGAUAUAUUGCGACGUGACAGCGACAAUAUGGAGGGUCUCUUGCUUUGUAUCCUCUGGAUAUUGUACGCAAAGAACCCCUUGAAACCGCAAGAGUUCCAUCAUGCUCUUUGGUCCGGUUUGUCAUUGACGGGUUUGGCUGACAGCCAAAUUCCUGAUCCAACUGUGCUAGGCACUGAUGCUGCCUUUGAGGAAUUCAACAUUUACGUUAUCGGCUCCUCAAAGGGACUUGCUGAGAUCACGAAAUCCAGCCAGCCCGCAGUUCAAUUCAUCCAUGAAUCUGUUCGAGACUUCCUUAUCAAAGACAAGGGUCUAUUUGAACUAUGGCCUGAGCUUGGAUUUGAUCCCGAGGGCAUAGGCCAUGACAAACUCAGGCAAUGCUGUGAGCUCUACACGAAUCACCCCGUGAUCUGCACAUUUGUUAGCAGCCUCCUGUCUCAGUCCAGCCCCAACGAAAUGUCAGAAAUCUCAAAGAACUACCCGUUCUUAGAAUACGCCAGUCAAGAUGUCCUCCACCAUGCGAACGCUGCGGCGAAAGUGGUUCCUCAAGACGAAUUCUUGUCCUCUUUUCCCGUUUACAGAUGGAUCGAAAUCAACAAUCUCUUCGAGAAAUUUAACAACCGGAAAUUUACACCCAGCGCGAGUCUAUUUUACAUUCUCGCUGACAAAGGUUUCUCUGAGCUCAUACGGACGAGACUCAAAAGGGAUCUUCUAAUUCAUGUCUAUGGGGAGAGAUACAAGUAUCCGCUGUUUGCAGCUUUGGCCAAUGGCAACAAAGACGCGGUUGCUGCUCUGUUGAAUUUAUCUUCAACCAUCUGUGAUGGAGUAGACAUCACUGACGGUCUUAACCACAGAAAGGAUCUGACAGAAUGGCAAACUCGAACCCCGCUAUCUUGGGCCGCCCAAAGCAGCCGGACUGCCAUUUUGAAACUACUCCUGCCGACAACGGACGUUAAUAUUAUGGAUGGAGGGGGGCGAACAGCACUUUCAAGGGCCUCAGAGAAUGGACUUGAAUUUGCGGCAAGGUUGCUUAUCGAGAAAGGAGCCGACAUCAACGCUGCCGAUAGUUCUGGAAAUACACCGCUUGACCUAGCAUCAGCAAAUGGCCAUGAGCUCGUGGCAAGGCUUCUUAUCGAGAAAGGAGCCGACAUCAACGCUUCCGAUAGUUCUGGAAAUACACCGCUUCACCUAGCAUCGGCAAGUGGCCAUGAGUUAGUGGCAAGGCUUCUUAUCGAGAAAGGAGCCAAUGUCAACGCUAGCGACAGUUUGAUACAGACACCACUUCACCUAGCAUCAUUGAAUGGCCAUGAGUUAGUGGCAAGGCUACUUAUCGAUGAAGGAGCCUAUAUUCACGCUCGCAAUUAUUUUGAACGAACGCCGCUUGACGAAGCAUCAUCGAAUGGCCACAGCGCAGUAGCAAGGCUACUCAUCGACAAUGGAGCUCAACCGAAGCAGGUGAACUAA
Messenger RNA from Penicillium odoratum, 3078 nucleotides. Its product is annotated as Pfs, NACHT and Ankyrin domain protein. Bases 1 to 3078 code for a protein of 1025 amino acids. NCBI's taxonomy places the organism in Eukaryota, Fungi, Ascomycota, Eurotiomycetes, Eurotiales, Aspergillaceae. The record is from RefSeq and is a predicted model, not a curated record. Gene Ontology annotation, biological process: nucleoside metabolic process. The transcript has 2 exons. Gene Ontology annotation, molecular function: protein binding; catalytic activity.